Harpegnathos saltator (Jerdon's jumping ant) is the source of this 3398-nucleotide messenger RNA. It is a transcript of the gene nmo, whose product is annotated as serine/threonine-protein kinase nemo. The transcript has 11 exons. Gene Ontology annotation, molecular function: MAP kinase activity; ATP binding. The record is from RefSeq and is a predicted model, not a curated record. The coding region runs from base 876 to 2282 and encodes 468 amino acids. Gene Ontology annotation, biological process: protein phosphorylation. Lineage: Eukaryota; Metazoa; Arthropoda; Insecta; Hymenoptera; Formicidae.
CGGAGGAGAGAGAAAGAGGAGUGAGGCGUGAGAAAAAGAAAGAGAGUGGAGCGGUGCUGUGAUUGGAGCAGUAGCGUGUCGGCGGUGUGCGUGCAUGCGUGCGUGCGUGCGUGCGUGCGUGCGUGUUACCUGCGUGCACGGUGCCUGCGUGCAUGCGUGCGUAAACGUCAAACAUAACCUGCGGAACUUGGCCGUUGCGCUUGUGUGUCGCGCGGACGCGCGAGAAAGGAACUCGCACGAGAGAAAGAAAUCGCGCACAGCGCAGUAACGGAGGUGAAGCCGGGGACAGGUUCCGUCGUCGCGCAGGAUCGACGUUCCACACUACGGGAACGAAGACAAGGGAAACGGUACCGUCGGCCGAUACCGUCGCAUGAAACGAGGAUACAGCGGCGGUAGCCGCUCGUCGCGUCGGCACGCGCUGUCUCCCUCCCGGCUGCAGGCUACGUAAGAGGUUAGAGGUCCUGCGCGGGCAGUUCGAAUCACGAAGAACGCAACGAACGAAGCGAAAGAGGGAAGGAAGAGGAAAAAGAAGAGGAGAAAGAAGACGACGACGACGACGACGAAGAGAAGUGGUGGUAGUGUCAUGCUCGUCGCGUGAGUCGUCGUUACUCGCGAGACGCGCGUCAAGAUCGCCUGUCCGCCCGCUCGCUCGAUCGAUCAAUCAAUCAAUCGAUCAAUCGAUCAAUCAAUCAGUUGAUCGAUCGAUCGAUCGAUCGAUCGUCCGUCCGAUCGGUCCGCGGAAUCGGCGGGACCCGCUUGGGACCAAGGGGAACGCGCGCGUCCUCGAGCGAAACGUAAUAACGGUGGCUCACCGUGCUAUCCGGAGGACGAGGGGGCGCGCCGCCGUCCCGUGAAGAGCGCGCGGGCCUGCUUUGAUGGCAGUGGUCGGGCCCAGCCGACACUCGCGGGUGUCCAUGAGCGUGUCGAUACCGCUGAUGCAGGGCGGCGGGGCGGGGGCGACCGGCGCCGCCGGUGGCGGCGGCACCGCGGCCGGGGCCCAUCCGGGUCAAGCGGUCCUCGCGGCGGCCGCCGCCGCCGCUGCCGCGGCCCAGGCGGCGCCCCCCACUUAUUAUCACACCGCGGCACCCGCGCCCCCGCCGCCGCCACCCGCCCAGGAUCCCGUCCAGGACAGACCCAUCGGCUACGGGGCCUUCGGCGUCGUUUGGGCCGUCACGGAUCCGAGGGAUGGCAGGAGAGUAGCCUUAAAAAAACUGCCGAACGUCUUUCAAAGUCUCGUGAGCAGCAAGCGAGUCUUCAGGGAGCUGAAGAUGCUCUGUUUCUUCAAACACGAUAACGUCCUUUCCGCGCUGGACAUUCUGCAACCGCCGCAUUUGGACUUCUUCCAGGAGAUAUACGUGAUCACCGAGCUGCUCCAGAGUGACCUGCACAAGAUCAUCGUCAGCCCGCAGCAUCUCACCCCGGACCACAUCAAGGUCUUCCUUUAUCAGAUCCUUCGAGGCCUCAAGUACCUUCACUCGGCCCGAAUUCUCCACAGGGACAUCAAGCCGGGGAACCUCCUAGUGAAUAGCAAUUGUAUAUUAAAAAUCUGUGAUUUCGGAUUGGCCCGGGUGGCGGAGCCCGACCAGAAUGUGCACAUGACCCAGGAAGUGGUGACACAGUAUUAUCGCGCGCCGGAAAUCCUGAUGGGCGCGCGGCACUACACCGCCGCGGUGGACGUGUGGAGCGUCGGUUGCAUUUUCGGCGAGCUCCUUCGCCGGCGGAUCCUCUUCCAGGCCCAGAGCCCCGUGCAACAGCUCGAGCUGAUCACGGAACUGCUGGGCUCACCCACCCUCGAGGAGAUGAGGUACGCGUGCGAGGGCGCGAAAACGCACAUGCUGAGAAGAGCGCAGAAACCACCCUCGCUCACGUCACUGUACAAUCUCAGCACCCAGGCGACGCACGAGGCCGUCCAUUUGCUGUGCCAGAUGCUAGUCUUCGAUCCCGACAAGAGGAUCACCGUGGUGGACGCCCUGGCACAUCCUUAUCUGGACGAGGGCCGACUGCGGUAUCAUUCGUGCAUGUGCACGUGCUGUUACACGACAAGCGCCGGGAUGCGGCAAUACAGGGUGGACUUCGAGCCGUCGGCGACCCAUCCCUUCGACGAUCUCUGGGAGCGAAAGCUCACGAGCGUGCAGCAGGUGAAAGAGGAGAUGCACAAAUUUAUAGCGGAGCAGCUGAACCCGUCGCGAGUGCCGCUCUGCAUAAAUCCGCAAUCUGCAGCGUUCAAGAGCUUCGCGAGUUCUGAAGUUCCGGCUUUAAAAGCAUCCAAGUACUCGAAGUGAUACAUAUUAUUUCUCCACGGUGGCUCACCCCUCGGAAUUGCCACCCUCUCCACACCAAUGGGAAUAAAAAAGUCUUCCCCGUUCCCGUCCCCGAGAUCCGAGGACACGAGGGUGACUUCGCGUCACGCUCCAAGGAGAAGAAUCUUCGCCGACCGGAAGAUAGCAAUUCGCCGGAAGAGAAAGGAAGAGAGAGAGAGAGAGAGAGAGAGAGAAAGAAAGAGAGACACAGAGACAGAGAGGGGGAAAGAGGAGAAGGAGGAGGAGGAGAAGGAGGGAAGAAAAAAGACCAGGGGGGACUGGAAGCUGCGGAGAGAAAAGAGCCAAGAGAGACAAUAGACUGCCGAGCACUGUAGCCUCAAUUUUUCGACUAGCUGAUACAUCUACAUACACAGGAUAUCGCGAGGGAUGCACGGAAAAACGGCGAGGACAUUCGACUCGACGAGAAAUUUUCGGAGCUUUCGUGAUUUUUCUCGGUGACGUAUCUCUCCGGGAAUUGGGAGAUUAUUCAGUUUCUUCGUAACUUCACGAAGAAUCUUGAAGUAUUUCCGAUUUUUCUUCGAAAAUGUAUUACCUCUCGAGAUAACUCGAGAGAAACCGAAGAAUUUUCUUAUUUGACUUCAGAGAGACGCGCUUCUAGAUAAAUUUAAAAUUUUUCCCGAAACAACAAGACGUGACAGGAGGAGAUUUAAUUCCUCACAAGUUCACGAGAUAUCUCACACUCGAAUCAUCGAAAUUUCGUUUUGUUCGCAAACUGUCGCGGGUAAGAUUUUCUCCACGAGUUAGUCCCCCCGUUAGUGGGUGAACAAAGUGAACUCCGAUUUUAAGAAGAUUUCCAAGGAUUAACUGAUAUGAACUAUUAAAGAUUAAGGAUGUUUCCACAUCCAUCUAACGUUGUCCAAGUACACAUCAACUUUCGUGCUCCGAAUUUGAAUUCUGCAAUGACACACUCGGUCCAUACCGUACUUUUUCCAUGCGCUCUAUCGUGCAUCCUGUAUUAUGUUGUGUGUAUAUAUAGCAAUAUAUAUUAUACAUAUUAUACGUAUACAUACAACCGGGUAGGAUGGGGAGGAGAAAGAAAGGAAGAGGGAGGAGGGAAGUGAGUGAGUGAAUGAGUGA